AUUAAUUAAGAAAAUCGAUAAUUUGGAAGAAUCAAAAUGGAUGACUGAAAAUGGAUGAACGUUCAUGAAAGAUCAGGCAGGACUUACUACGAGGACUACGAGACGGAACACGAGGGCGCGCGCGUUGCAGCAACUUACGGUUUCCGGCAUGACCACGUGACCAAAUAACGGUCGCUGGUGCGCCGACAUCUCAUGGAAAAUUCCCAUUUCUGCGCGGCAAACCUCCCCCCUUUUGUGUAUAUAUGUAUAUAUGUACAUAACCAUCCACCCCCGCCUCAUCAUUCGUCGUUCACCAUAUAAAUCCCCACCACACGAUCGUCAAGUACCUAUGUACAACCUCCCACUCCUUCAAAAUUCUCAUUCUCCCCCACCAUGCGGCCGCACGAUACCGGAUGUGCGGCAACGUCGCAACCGUUAAGUACAUAAGGACAAGCGCUAGGAAGGGGGGAUGAGGGGGCAAGAAGAGGGUCGGGGACAGACGGAUAAGGGGAAAGAGAGGAGAGGAAAGGAGAGGAAGAGAAAAGAGAGUAAGAGGAGAGCACGAGAAAGAACUGGCAACGUGUGCCACAUUCAAAUCUGGUCCGAGCCCUGGUCGGCUUCUCCUCGUAGCAAAACAGCGGAAAACGCGGAACGAGAGAAAAUCGCGAUACGCGCUUGCCGACGAAUGUCGCGUACCUCGCGCGUGUCGCGAUGUAAUAUCGCAACGUGGAGACGCGUAGCGCGCGCCAACAGUGGCAUCGGUGUCGCGGCAGCGUGUGCUCGAAAAGUGCGUUCCCCGUCGAUGCGCGUGUACGUGCUCUCGCUUCCUCUCACCGUUCCCGGCUACACGCGACGCACCUAGAACAGUAGCACGACGCGGCACGAGCGCGUCUUCAUCGAGAGCGCUCUCUCGCGCGCGUUGCGUCGACUCCCGCUUCCUUCCGGCUCUUUCGUCGCGCGCGUACAAAUUUUCGCGCGCGCCUUCCUCGAUCCUUCAAGCACGCGAGUUCGCGUAGAUGUCAAAGGCGCGCGGUAGUGUCGUCACCGCGUCGCGAGCAAAGUCCCUCACGGCGACGUGGAAUUAUGUGUAUGGAUAUCCAAUUUAACGAGAAGAAGAAGAUGGGCGACAGGAGUAUCGACGAGGACGUACAGAUCGUCGAGGCCUACAUCAACAAAGCUUUCGAUAAAGUCGUCGUGAAGCAAGAACGUCCAGAUGAAGCGGAGAUCCGUGAACUGGCUGCCAAAAUGGUGGAAGCAAAUAAGGCGAAAAUGCUGGCCAACGUGCCAGCGGCGCAACAACAGCAAAGGCCACAAUUUCUUCUACCGCCGCCUGCAGCCCAUAUCCCCGAUAUUCUCGGAUUUCUGAACAAACGGCCGACCGAUAGUCCUUUGAAACCACCGUCGGCCAGUCUGGAGAGCAAAGUGCCGCCACCCGACGACGACAGUCAGAGAGGACGAUUCGGCUGGACAAACUUCGACGAGUGUCACAUACCUUAUAUAUUUCGCUCCGGCGAAAAGUACUGCGCCGUACGCAUCUUAGAAUCUAAGCUUCUCAACAAGUACCUGAGCUAUCUUCACUCGGAGAUCUACAGUUGCACGUGUAUAAGGAGUUACUACAUCACGGAAGCUGAGAGCAAGCUCUUCAACGAGAUCAACAGCAAGCACUGCGAGAAUCAGUUCGGUAGGGACGCGUUCACGUGCAAGGACUUGGUGGUACGUCUCUCGGAUGCCAAGGAGUUUUAUACGUUCCUCGACGUGUGCUACACCAAGUUGACCGCCGGUACCAAUCCGAACGUAGCGAGCGGUCGGAAGGCGGAAAAAUGCGGUUUUAUACGUAUAAAUAAAGAGUCUGUGGUUCCUUACACGGUGAAAGAUGGUCUGCAAUACGUGCCGUUGUUUUAUUUCGAAGGCGAGACCGAGAAUCUUAAACUGAAGGCGGAAAAGCUCGAAGGCUGGGAUCUGUCUUACUUAAAGUUCUGUUGCAAGGUACAGGGUAUACGUAACGAAUUGUUCGCCAGUGAAACGUGCUCCGUGAUCAGUUUGAGUGAUAUUAAGAGUUAUUUUCCGCCGGGUACCGGCUUCGAGGACUACUGGCCGACCAAAGUUAUGGACUCGCAGUUGUUGGUGAACAGCAACGGUGGUGGUAGUGGCGGUGGAUGGACGAAACAGCCGCCUACACCGCCCGCGACUAAGCCUACUUCCGUACCGAGCGGUGUGAAUAAAGUGAUACCACCGAUAAACGCGCGCGCGGCACCGAUGCCUAACAUGAUGCAACGGGGAGCCGUCGUGAACGCGGCACCGCAGUUGCCGCGAAUAGGGCAGCCGCGGCCUGUCGCGACGACGCAUCCCGCGCACUCUUCUCCGUCGGGGCUCCCGACUGGUAGAUCGAACAUAGUGUCGCAGCCUAUGCUCAACACCGUCCAAGGUGUGGUAAACGGUUGGUCGGGUCUCGUCGGUGGUCAACCGACGUUCCAAACGGCACUUGGUUCUCAGACCAAUUCUAUUAUACGGGCCACUCUGAAUAUGCAUAGCCCAAUGACAGCUGCUUCCAAAACUUAUUCUCAGCAAUCUAGGAGUAGAGUGAGCAAUAGCGGAGCAGCAACGCAAUAUCCUGGAGUAUAUCCUGCUACAACUAUGCAGGGUGUUGUUCAACAAGCCCAACCACCACCGCCCCUUGUCAGAGCAACCGUUCACUCCAAUCAACCUAAUCUCGGUUAUCCAACCUAUGGGAAGGAUGACUGGGUAACCACUACAUACACAACACCUACAUUAGGUGUACCCAAUGCAGUCACAGCAAGUACAUAUCCACAGAUGCUUGGUUUGAGUGAACAGGUUCAGGCUUUGAUGCCAGUACCCACGUCGGCAUCAACCUUAUUACAUCCACAGAGGCAUACACCAUCUGUACACAACACAUCUCAUGCAAAGUAUCCACCUCCUCUGAUACCAGUUAAUGGUAGUAGCAACAGCAGUAGCUCUAGGGAUUCUCGAGGGAGAAAACCAUUAAUACCAAUAUCGGAAACGCAUAUAUCCCCUUACGACGUACAACCGUAUCGAAUGGAAAAAGCACUAGUUGAUGAAAAGAUGGUACCUUGCAUCAACUUCAAACCUUACCUCUACGGCGAGCUGUUGAUGACGCUACCCGAUUUUAUCUCAAGUUACUUUCCUGCCUGCGACAUCGACAGAUGUAGACAAGUCAUCACGGAUGUUCUGCACAUAGACCUUUAUCAAGGAAAUAGGCUACAAAUGCAGAUGCUGAUGAAAGCGGGCAAAUGUUCUUCGCUAACCGAAGAUCUACCUUUGAUCCAAGUUAGGAGUGUAAUGAAGUACAUGCCACAGUUUAAAUACAUGUUCAACAGUAGAGACAUGGUCAUGCCUGCUCCAGCUCAUUCGUCUGAGGAGCACCCUGCCAAAAAGCGUCAACGUACCAGCUAGGAUUGGCUACAGCCUUACUGGCCUACAUACGAUUACUACCAUUCGGCAUUUUAAAUAAGCCGAUCAUAUCUCGAUACGCGUACGAUAAUGUCGCACUGUUAUGGAACUGCACUCGAGAUAGGGGAAUUUAAACGAAAGAUUAUAUCUUGUGUGUGACUCGUGCAACAGGACGUGUAUGACUCUGGUGACUCAUGUUUGUGUACAGUGACAUAGUGCGGGCUAUUUCUUUCUCCAAAGUGUACCUAAAGUCUGUCUUAAAACGAGCGUGACUGUAAAUAAAAUCGCGGCGGAUAUAGGAUGUUAUAUGGUUGAUAAUUCAGAUCUGCUUUUGUGUAGAAAAGUUCUUUCUUUCAUCUUUCAUUUUCGAGGCCUGUCAUAAUGUGAGGAUUACUUCGUGCAUUGUUACAGGACGAAGACAAGAAGCAUUAUAUUUAAUUGUUUUCAAAUUAAAUAUCAUUCCACACGUAAACACACACACACACACACAAAAGCAUACAUUACACGUAAUAUAAUAUAUGAACACACAUUAUUUUACUUCUACCUCUUCGCAAACAAUGAAGAUUACUCUUUCAUUUUUUUAUAUUUUAUCUUUUUGUUACAUGUUAUUGUCUCAUUUAAAGGAGAUAGUAGUUCUGUUCUAAAAAAAACUCGGAGAAAGAAAAUGUUAUCCAGUUUAUAACUGGACAUGAUGGACGUGCAUAGAGUUAUUCUAAAAUGAAUAACUUAUUUUGCAUAUUAAAUGUAUAUAUUAAUAAAAAAAAAUGAAAAGCAGAAGUAAUGCUUCUUCAAGUUCCUAGCUAUUACUAAUACAUAUUCUGAUAACUAGCUGCAAGCUAAUUUAAAAGCAUUGAUCCACUUAUUCAGCGCAAUAAUUUUACGUGAGUUAUAUUACUUUCUUAAUUAAUUCAUUUAAUAAAAUUAUUAGAUAUAAUAUAUUGAUGUUUUUGUUUGAUUUGUUUUGUAAAAGUACUGUGUACAAGAAUGUGGUGAAUUAUCAUGUAAAGUAAUGGAGAGUGAAACAAAUGCCUAUUUAAUGUCAAACGAUUGCAGUAAGCAAUACCUCAUGAACAUGCUACGUUUGCGCGAGAUGAGAUAAUAUAUAGAAAAUGACAGAGUUGAAAAACAUGACAUGGUUUCCUGCAUUCCUAUUGUAAUAUGUGUAUUUAUGAGCAAUACUCAGCAAUAUUGCUCCUGCAUCUUGCUAAUAUUCACACUAUAAAGUUUUGCUUUACAAUAAUUUAGAACAAUUUAAGAAACAUUUUUCGAGAUUUGUUACAUCAUAUUUUGUGCCUAAAUUGAAUUUUAUGCGUUCGUUAAAAAUGUGUAUCUCAUGAUUGAGGGUUAGCGUGAAGAUCGCUUAAGUUGGAUAAAGAAAGUUACACAUAUUAAAUGGUCAAGAAAGAGAGAGAGAAAGAGAAAAAUGUAUGAAAAUGUAGAGAAGAAAAAUGUUUGUAAUAUUUAUCCAGGCCGAGCACAUUAAGUGUAUUGAAUGCAAUAUUGAUAUCCGAUAAAGAGUUUCGGAUUCAAAAACCAACUAAAAAUGUGACUUUGUUCAAAGCGAUAGUCUGAUUCAAUCUUGAUUGCUUUACGCUUAACCCAUUUCAUAGAUACAUCAUUAAACUUGCAUAAGCGUCUAAAAAUGUUCAAGCUACACAUACGAUGUACGUAGAAGGGUGUUAAAACGUUUCAUGUGUGCGAGAUAUAACAGGAAAACGAUAACGUUUAAACAAUGAAAACAACUUGAUCAAAUGUGAAACCAUGUUCUCAAAUGGGUCUUCCAUUGAUUAUUGAUUCAUAAACGUAAAUAAAAUUUUCUUUAAUUUAAUAAAUUAUUUCAAACUAUUAGCGGAAAGAGCAUAUUGUUAAACGAUAAUUGUCGAUGAUUGUUAAUUUUGAUCUCGACUAUAAUAGAAUGCAGAACGCAGGAAAAUUUAUAAUUUUGGAGCAAUGCGUAAGGUGUUAUUCUCAUCUCUUCUCAAAUUAGAACAGAGAAUUCAAUAAUUAUUAUCGAUGGGUUACUUUUUCGUCACUCAUUAAUUUUAGUAUAAGAAAUCUCUCUAAAAGAAGUACAUAUUGCAAACGAGUGUAUAUAAAGAGAUAAUUAUGACGACCGAUUCAUGUCGAACGUGAAUCUUCUACACAAGACGAAAAUUGGAUAUUCUAUCGUAAUAAUUAUGGCGUUUCAUUAUUUAUAAAUAAUAUAAUAUUUUGUUGCACAACUGGAAGAUCUUACUGUUGAAAGAUUCUCCCUUUUUUUCAGACUGGUAUUUCCUGUUAUAAAUAAUUCAAGCAAUUGUAGAAGAAAUAAAUCAUCGAAGAUGAAAAUAGUUUGCAGUUACUGUCCAAAAUAAAGAAAAAAAAUAAAUUUGAAUGGCGAUCAAUUAAUUUAAUCGAUCAUUUUCAUUAAUUCAGUUUCAUAGUAUUCAAUAUUAUGUACAUACAGCAGACUUGUGGUUAUUAAACAUGUGUACAUUUUAUAUGCUUUACCUCAAUUACGAGUAAGAUAGUUUCAUGUGAUUAUUGAACAAUGUCGUAGUUUAUGAAAACACCAUAGAACAAUGUGUACAUAUUUGGCAGAGUAUGAUGAUUUUACUUGAUAAUCCUUUAGUGCAACCAAAAAUGUUCAUGGAAUUUUCUGAGUUAGUCUGAUGAAAGCAUAUACUAUCUUAUUUUAGUAUGCAUAAUUGUUGUACACGCUAGUUCUUUAAGGACGCAAAAAAUGGAUCCAGUCCAAUCUAGAAUAUAAUUAUUUUAUUACAUAUGUAAAAUUAGAUCGCGUUUAUUUGUUAACAUUUGUUAAAAUAAUAUGUAUUAAAAUAUGUAUAAUACUUUAUCUCUCGCGCUAUCGUUUGUACAUAUAGGGUAUAAGAAAAUAGGACUAACUAGUUAUUUCAAAUAAAUUAAUGAUACAAUCAA
This is a messenger RNA of Ooceraea biroi (clonal raider ant), 6327 nucleotides long. RefSeq lists its product as uncharacterized. The record is from RefSeq and is a predicted model, not a curated record. Lineage: Eukaryota; Metazoa; Arthropoda; Insecta; Hymenoptera; Formicidae.